UCCCGGCUGAUGACGGGAUUACGUUGGACGAAUAUUUGAGCCUAGUAUUCUCUGUUCAGUGUGUUGGGUGGUGGUGGGUCUGCUAGAAAUAGCUCGGAAGCUGCCUUCUACCUCUGACAUCUCAUUUCAGGAACCUGGCAUCAUCAAGGACAGUUACCUGCUUUGCAACGGAGGUGAAUUAUAUUUUUACAUACUACACGUUGCAUACUACGGAUGGGAACUAUUAAAGGUUAUAAUGUCAAAAACUUUUCUUAAACCAAAGGUGUCUUCCACAAAGGUAACAAACUGGGUAGACCCAUCAUUUGAUGAUUUUUCAGAGACUACAAGCAUCUCUGCUAUUACUGCCACAUCAUUAUGUGAGAAUAAUUCAAGUCACAAAAGAAAAAAUGUACCUUUCCCAUUAGAAAGUAGCAGAUUUCCAGCUGGAAAAAAAGGAAAGCUAUCUUCCGUGGAACAGAUAUACAGUUUAGAAAAUUCAAAAGAAUAUCUGUCUGAAAAUGAACCAUGGGUGGAUAAAUAUAAACCAGAAACUCAGCAUGAACUCGCUGUGCAUAAAAAGAAAAUUGAAGAAGUUGAAACCUGGUUAAAAGCUCAAGUUUUAGAAAGGCAAACAAAACAAGGUGGAUCUAUUUUAUUAAUAACUGGUCCUCCUGGAUGUGGAAAGACAACUACUGUAAAAAUACUAUCAAAGGAGCAUGGUAUUCAAGUACAAGAGUGGAUUAAUCCAGUUUUACCAGAUUUCCAAAAAGACGAUUUCAAGGAGAUGUUUAAUCCUGAAUCAAGCUUCCAUGCAUUUCCCUAUCAGUCUCAGAUAGCAGUUUUCAAAGAGUUUCUAUUAAGAGCAACAAAGUAUAAUAAGCUACAGAUGCUUGGAGAUGAUCUAAGAACUGAUAAGAAGAUAAUUCUGGUUGAAGAUUUACCUAACCAGUUUUAUCGAGAUUCUUGUAUUUUACAUGAAGUUCUAAGGAAGUACGUGCAGAUUGGCCGAUGUCCUCUUAUAUUUAUAAUCUCUGACAGUCUCAGUGGAGAUAAUAAUCAAAGAUUAUUAUUUCCCAAAGAAAUUCAAGAAGAGUGCUCUAUCUCAAAUAUUAGUUUCAACCCUGUUGCACCAACAAUUAUGAUGAAAUUUCUUAAUCGAAUAGUGACUAUAGAAGCUAACAAGCAGAGAGGAGAGAACAAUUUAUGGCCGAAGAAAAAAGGAGUAUCAUUCAAAUCAGAUGCUGCACUGUCAAAAUCAAAACGAAGAAAAAAACCUGAUACGGUUUUUGAAAAUCAAGAAGUCCAAGCUAUUGGUGGCAAAGACGUUUCUCUGUUUCUCUUCAGAGCUUUGGGGAAAAUUCUAUAUUGUAAAAGAGCAUCUUUAACAGAAUUAGGCUCACCUCAGCUGCCUUCUCAUUUAUCCGAAUAUGAACGGGAUACUUUACUUAUUCAACCUGAGGAAGUAGUAGAAAUGUCACACAUGCCAGGAGAGUUAUUUAAUUUAUAUCUUCACCAAAACUACGUAGAUUUCUUCAUGGACAUAGAUGAUAUUGUGAGAGCCAGUGAAUUUCUAAGUUUUGCAGAUACCCUCAGUGGUGAAUGGAAUACACGCUCUUUACUCAGGGAAUAUAGUACAUCUAUAGCUACAAGAGGUGUGAUACAUUCCAACAAAGCCCGAGGAUUUGCUCAUUGCCAAGUUGGAGGAUCUAGUUUUCGACCUUUGCACAAACCCCAGUGGUUUCUAAUAAAUAAAAAGUAUCGGGAAAAUUGCUUGGCAGCAAAAGCACUUUUUUCUGACUUCUGCCUACCAACGUUAUGCCUUCAAACUCAGCUAUUACCUUACCUUGCAAUGCUAACCAUUCCAAUGAGAAAUCAAGCUCAGAUUUCUUUUAUUCAAGAUAUUGGCAGACUUCCUUUGAAGCGACACUUUGGAAGAUUGAAAAUGGAAGCAUUGACCGACAGGGAACAUGGAACGAUAGAAACUGACAGUGGAGACGAAGGACUUGAUGGAGGACAAGGUGCAGAGGAGGCUCGGGGUGAACCCACUCAAACCUCUGAAUCUGAAACCUGCUGUCUUCCUUUGAGUCAGAACAGUGGGAGCGAACUGCCUGCCAGCCAGCCUCAGCCCUUCUCAUCCCAAGGAGACAUAGAGGAAGAAGACAUAAUAAUAGAGGACUAUGAGAGUGAUGGGACAUAACUAGCCUGUUAGGCGGUUUGCUACUUCAAGAUUCAAUUUAGUUUUAUUCAGUGGUACUUGAACAGAGUUAAUGUACUUAUCUGAGUUACAGCGUGUUCACUCUUCACUCUUAAUAUUUCAUCUUGAAGUAAAUAGAUGAUCAAGCAAGCCUUCAAGUAAUCUAUAGUAUUUAUUUAUUUUGUGACUGGUUUAAGGAGAGGUCAGAGUAUAUGAAGUGUGUUUGAACAUUAUACCAAAUACCAGAAAAUGUGAAGGACUAAUCCAGAAUCCAAAAUCUUUAUUGGGGAAGGGGGUUGUAAAUAUGAAUUAUAAAACCGUUUAAGAUGCAAUUAUGAGUGUAAAUAAACUUUGUGCCUUA
Otolemur garnettii (small-eared galago) is the source of this 2534-nucleotide messenger RNA. RefSeq names its product RAD17 checkpoint clamp loader component (gene RAD17). Gene Ontology annotation, molecular function: chromatin binding. NCBI's taxonomy places the organism in Eukaryota, Metazoa, Chordata, Mammalia, Primates, Galagidae. The transcript has 17 exons. Gene Ontology annotation, biological process: DNA repair; DNA damage checkpoint signaling; mitotic DNA replication checkpoint signaling. The record is from RefSeq and is a predicted model, not a curated record. Bases 236 to 2176 code for a protein of 646 amino acids.